Amoebophrya sp. A25 is the source of this 1044-nucleotide messenger RNA. The record is from the annotation of a GenBank genome assembly. NCBI's taxonomy places the organism in Eukaryota, Dinophyceae, Syndiniales, Amoebophryaceae.
CAGAAAUUCCUGGGUGGAGAGGUGCCAAUGGAAACGAUCGCCGAUAUUCUUUCCCUUGGUUCUUCCGAAAUGCAAGACUAUCUGCUCAAUUUCGGAGCCGACCAAACAGAUGCUUACACUUUCGUGCAGAAUUUGGCGCACAAACGCUUCGAAAGUCAACUGAUGGAGGUACCUUACGAACGUUUUUGUUUUUUGUCGUCGAAGAGGCACAUCUGCAAAACAAGUAAAGUUUUUCAAUCCAGAAGAAAAAUUCUCUGCGAGAUUCUGUUUCUGAUUCUGAACCUGAUCGUAUUAUUCUUGAUCUUCCACCCUCAAAGAAUUUCAGGAGCAUGCGCUGAAAGUGCAUCAGAAGCAUAAAGACGACAAUUUCCCAAAGCUGAAGGGAAUGACAGCGAGGCAAAAGCAUGAUUAUAAUCUGAAGCAGGAAAAAGAGCGCGCCGCACAAAACCGACAAGAAGCCGCUGGAAAAAGCUUCUUCUGCAACUCCCAAGCAGCAGCAAUUGCGACUGGAGGACCAGGUAGGGUCCUUUAUCUCUUUGAUGAACAUGAUUUUUGUCUGUGUCGUACGUGUCAUUUUUUCUAGCAUAGGAGCUGCCGCCACUCGAAAGAUGACUUGAGCAGGCGCUGCAAUCGUACGGUAGCCGGGGUUCGUCGAUCCCACAGCUUCGACCGAGACCCUGGAAGAGUAGUUUUCAGUCUGAGAGUGGCAGCCUCCUUUACAUUUACUGUCCUCGUAAACUUCUACCGCCGUGCUUAUUUUAUUUCCCAGACGGGAUCCAACUCCAAGUAAGUAUGUUUCGCACUCCAGAUUCAUCUUUGUUCACUUCAGCAUCGGACAGUGGCAAACAGGGUAAGAUCGUCGAGCGGCGCAUUUGCUUGUGUCAGGGUGUGCAACACGGUGCGCUCUCGAACUGUUUGCAUUGUGGCAAGAUCAAUUGCAAGGAAGAAGGCUAUGGUCCCUGUCUCUUUUGCGGUAAUCCAUUGGAUUUCGAAAGUCCUGGCGCACGCUUGAUCGCCAUGGCGCAAACGCGUACAGAUGAAGAG